This is a messenger RNA of Plectropomus leopardus (leopard coralgrouper), 1173 nucleotides long. Lineage: Eukaryota; Metazoa; Chordata; Actinopteri; Perciformes; Serranidae. The record is from RefSeq and is a predicted model, not a curated record.
GCUCGCAGUUUGAUUGUGUUGCUCCGGGAGCAGACGGUGUCGGUGGGUUGUCGAAUAACACGUCUCGAGAUGAUGGCCGAAAGUGACUCCGGUGAUACCUCUGAACGCUACGAGUUUGACGCUCCGUCCCAUGUAGUGGACUUAAUGGAGCUGCAGAAUGCAGAAAACGAAGAUCAAUGGUUUGAACAACAGACAGAUGCAGCAGAUGGCCAUCUGAAAACUCCUCUGAGGCCUGGACGACCCUUCAGGCGGAGCCAGGCGGACCUGCCAAGAGCCAUUGUGGUCCCUCAAGUUAAGUUGGACGAGGACACUGGUCCCAGUACAUCCACAUCUCAGCCUCCAAACAUUGUCACAUCAUGGGGUGCUGGAUCUCCGGUUCGGGCUGGUGCUCGACCAAAGAGGAAGACUGCUAAUCAACCUCCUGCCCAAUCACGCAGGGUUUCCAAACGCAAAGAGAUGAGCAGCUCUCCAGCUCCACCACCAUCAAAGAAAAACAAAAUAACUCUUGUUGCCCGAAAAUCCAAUAGUGCCCUUCGAAGAAAGGUGCAGCAGACUACCAGGAGUGGGCCUGUGACCCGGGCGUCCGCUUCUGCUAACACAGAGCCAAAUAGCUCUGAAGAACAGGAGCUGGAGCGCAUCAGGAACCUCCAGAGGGAAGUGGCUCUGCAUCGCAAGAAGAACGAGGCCAGCUACAAAGCUGCUCUGGCUGGCAAUCCACCACCAAAGAAGAUGGUCUUGUCAGCCACUGUGCCUAAAGAAUUCCACUUCAACACAAACAGCCGUGUUAAGGCAACAACCUCAUCCAACACAUCGCACAAGGACGUGGACUUCAUCACUCAGCUUCGCAAACCUUCCUCCCCAGCAAAGGCUAUAAAAGGUGCCACAGUGCCCAAACCCUUCAACCUAUCGACAGGCAACAAGAAAGGUGGGGAGACAGCUGCCUACGUGCCCAUGGCCCAGCAGAUAGAGCAGUUCCAGAAACGAACCCCUGAUCGCUUCCAUCUACACAGUCGCAGGAGUCGAGAGCGAGGGCCAUCCCCAACGAAGGGUGAUCACCUGAAGCUCACCCAGCCUCACACCCCACACCUGAUGACCCGCCAGAGGAGCCGGCCAACCACUGUCAAGAGCAGUGCUGAGCUGGAGGCUGAAGAGCUGGAGAAACUUCAAAAGUAA